CCUACUUAGCGUACUCUAAUGUCAGCGAUGAUUCCCGACCUCCCUCAGCCGCACGCCAUUCGCCAGAGACAACCCUACCCACGCCUUGGCAGCCCCCUCGUGGACCAUACACAGCGCUGCUCGCCUGCUGGGCGUCCCAAGAUAGACCAUGGGCACUGCCCUAGGAACGGGGCCAUGCUUGAGUCGGUCGUCCCCUUCAGCCCUCCCAAGGCUGAACGACUGGGCGGGCGAUCGAUCCCAAGCCCUUCCUGUCAGCCUAUUUCUGACCAAGGAGGGCUCCGACGUCUCUUUCCCCGCCCUCGCUGCUCAGUAGGACUCGGCAUACCAAGGAUACACCAGGUAUAUUUGAGCACACACGAGUCCUGUCUCGCAGAAGCCCGCCUGUGUAUCCCAGUGUCCUUCAAACCCUUUUCCCACCCACUAAAGGACCCCAUCAGCCGUCAACAUUCAUCAGAAGCCGACUCAUGGCCGCAGCCCUCUACAACGCAAUGGCGCUCCUGGCACCUCGGCAAGACGACGUCGACCCCAUGCAGAAGGGAGGCGGCGGCGGCCACUCAUCUGGCGGUGGUGGUGGCCACUCCUCGAGUGGUGGCAGCAGCUCUUCUGGGUCGUCUGGAGGCAGUUCUGGCGGCAGCAGUGGAAGUAGCUCUUCUGGGUCGUCAUCGAGCGGCCUCGGUAGCGGCAGCAGCAGUGGCAGUAGUAGUGGUGGCAGCAGCAGCUACUAUCCCGGCACGGGCCCAAAGGGAUCUUCAUACCACGGCGGAGGAGCUGGCGGCGCCGGCGGGAGCAGCCUACAUUGGUGGCAGAUUCUCAUCAUCGUCUUGGUCAUCGUGUGGCUGAUCCUCUUCAUAUUCGCCCUCGUCUACUACACCCGAAAAGAGAAGAAAACCGGACAGUCGGGCAAAGACCGCGCGCCACGCAUCGUGGGCAAGGCGCUGCUCCUGUCCACCGGCCUGAUCCUGCUCGUCAAGCUCUGGCAAGCCGUGGCGCGACGAUCCGGCAAAGCUGGCGACGGAAGCCGCAGCCUCAGCGGCGGCCGCACCAAGACCGGCCUCGCUGCCCUGCGCGCAUUCUCCUUCAAGCCCGCAGACCGCGGCGGCAAGUACAACAAGAUGGAAGAAGGCCGGGCCGGCGUGAACGACCACGACGUUGACGACCUUCCCUGGACCGGCGGCGUGUACGACCACCCCAGAGCUUCUGCUACCGCUUCCGCUUCUGCCGGCGCCGGGCCUACUGCUGCUGCUGUAAUCAACGAGAAGCGGCCUACUUCCGCAACGCAGGGAUCGGGCGGCGCCGACCCAACAACGGCGGCACCAGCAGGUCACGUCCCUCCGUCAUCGUCGCGCGUGAGCAGUGUCGUUUCUGACGACGAUGACGACGACGACGAAGACGACGAUCGCCGGGGAGGGAGGCGCUUCGAGCCUAUAAGAAGACCCGCGGCGGCCUCCUCUCGGACCCCCUCGCCCGCAAGACCUCAAGGUGGUGCGGCAGCAGAGUACUACAGCGCAAGCCUGGAUGCGUCUAGAAAACCGUAGGCGAGGGUCGUGAUUCCUGUAACAGGGGCGGGAGCGGGAUAAGGGGAGGGGGGCAAAUGGGAAGGAGCCGCGCGGCAAUGAGCAGACCGCAAGCAUUAUCAAGUCGCGACGGCCGCCUCGAAUCGAGAAAGUCGUGGGGGGGCUCACAUGGCUGAUAAAUUGGUCCUAGAUUACAUACUCUUCGAUACCCUGGACAAUCCUAAACGAGACAUGAUCCAUAG
This is a messenger RNA of Microdochium trichocladiopsis, 1756 nucleotides long. RefSeq lists its product as uncharacterized. The record is from RefSeq and is a predicted model, not a curated record. Lineage: Eukaryota; Fungi; Ascomycota; Sordariomycetes; Xylariales; Microdochiaceae. Bases 465 to 1535 code for a protein of 356 amino acids. The transcript has 2 exons.